AUGUCUCCUGACACCGUGGGCACGGGAAAUAUGGCGCUCUCCUGGGUGCUACAACUGACUGUGGCCUUGGCAUUCCUGGCACAGCCAUCUGCAUCUAUAUCAGGCGUGAGUCCUGCUCACAAUGGCGAAGUGUGCAGCACGUGGGGUAAUUUCCACUUCAAGACCUUUGAUGGAGAUUUCUUCCAGCUGCCAUUCAUCUGUAAUUACAAGCUAUUGUAUCUAUGUGAGGACCCCAGCAACCUCAACAUCCAGUUCAGGAGGGUCUUGCAGAAUGGCGAACCCACAAUCACAGCUCUCUCCAUGACGCUGCAGGGAGACGUUAUACAAUUCUCCCCUGACUCAGUCUUCGUAGAUAAAAAGAAGGUCAAUCUACCUUUCUCUGCCUAUGGACUCCGUAUUGAAAAGACAGAGUCCUACCUGAAGGUCACAGCCAAAUUUGGAGUGGUUCUCACCUGGAAGAAAGAUGACUCUCUCUCGGUGGAACUGGCGACCAAGUACAGAAACAAAACAUGUGGGCUUUGUGGAGACUUCAAUGGCAUCCAGAUCUAUAAUGAGUUCACUGAAAAUGGUGAGUCACUGAGUGUUGUUGAUUAUGGUCACAAGUUUAAAGGAGAUGGCCCGACUGAGGUCUGUGAAGAGGUUGACAUCAGGCCAAAUGAUGAAUGCUCAAAUGCGACGGUUAUAUGUGGACAGUGGUUGACACUUCCUGAAUUCAGUGACUGCCGGUCUCUGAUCCCUACGGAGGAUUUUGUGCAGGCGUGUGUGAAGGACUUGUGUCAGUGCAACACCAGCAGGGAGGUGUGUGUCUGUGAUACGCUCGCCGAGUUCUCACGCCAGUGCGGCCAUGCAGGAGGAACACCCCAAGAGUGGAGGAGCCCCGAUUUCUGUAGAGCAACUUGCCCUUUGAACAUGGAGCACCAGGAGUGUGGCAAUCCUUGCCCUGAUACCUGCUCUAAUCAGGAAAGGAGUAAGCUAUGUGAUGAACACUGCACUGAUGGAUGUUUCUGCCCCAAUGGAACUGUUUUCGAUGACAUCACGCAGUUGGGUUGUGUCCAGCGUGAGGACUGUCCCUGCUAUCACAAUGGCCAAGUGUACAAGUCUGGACAAUCAUACUCCAGAUUCUGCCAGAACUGCACCUGUGAGCAGGGACAGUGGAGGUGCCUCCAGCUGGAAUGCCCAGGCACCUGUUCACUGACGGGGGGCUCUCACAUCAACACCUUUGAUGGGACGACAUACACCUUUCACGGAGAGUGCUUCUACAUCCUGGCAAUGCUGGAGGACAUAACAGUUCUGGCAGAGAUCAGAUCAUGCGAGGAGAGUUCCACAGUGUCCUGUUUGAAGUCGGUCACUCUGAAAACAAUUGAAACUAUUGUUGUCAUUAAAUCAAGCGGAACUGUGUCAGUCAAUGGAAUGCCUACUACACUGCCGUUGCACAACAGCUACUUCAAAAUAUUCAAGCCCUCAACAUUCUACAUCAUUGCGUACCACGAUGGGCUGCACAUGGAAAUUCAGUUGAUACCCAUCAUGCAGGUUAACAUCAUAGCCAGCCCUAAAUCCAAAACAAAAACAACCGGUCUCUGUGGAAACUUUAAUGAUGUCAUGAAUGAUGACUUUAAAACUGAGAGCGGCUUGACUGAAGGGAGUGCAGUGUCUUUUGCCAACACCUGGAAGGUUCAUGGCAAAUGUCCGGACGUGAAGCAAACCAAUGAGAACCCUUGUAGCAUGAAUGUGGAAAAAGCCAACUAUGCCAGGUCAUGGUGUCCUCUGCUCACUGCUCGUAAUGGAGUUUUUGCCCCAUGUCAUUUGGAAGUCAAUCCAGAAUCCUUCAAAGAUAACUGUAUGUAUGACAGCUGUAACUGUGAGAACAGUGAGGAGUGCAUGUGUGCAGCACUGUCAUCAUAUGUGCAGGCCUGCUCCGCCAGGGGAAUCCUGCUCUCCAACUGGAGGAACGGCAUCUGUGAUAACUAUACUUCUACCUGCCCCCGGACCAUGGUCUAUUCAUACAACAUGGUGAGCUGUGGGCGGACUUGUUUAUCGCUUAGCAACCACGAGCCCAGCUGUCAGGUGAAAUACGGACCAGUGGACGGCUGUGGCUGUGCGGAGGGCACCUACCUGAGCGACAAAGAUGAGUGUGUGUCGGAGACCACCUGCCCCUGUGUUCAAAACGGCGACGUCAUACGGCCAGGAGAGGUCAUCAAGAACGAUGGGGUUUUGUGUACAUGCAGAAGUGGAACACUGCACUGCAGAGGACAUUCAAAUGAACAAAUUUGCAGUAGUAAUAUGAUCUAUGUGAACUGCUCCAACUCGAACGAAACAAAAGGGGCAGAGUGUCAGAGAAGCUGUUUUUCAGGAUACCAAGAGUGUUAUAGCACACAGUGCGAGUCUGGCUGUAUGUGUCCUCCUGGUGAGUUCCUUGACCAGAAUCUUGAGUGUGUGAAGGAGGAGGACUGCCCAUGCAAACACAACGGGGUCUACUAUGAGCCAGGAUCAACAGUCAUGGACGACUGCAACACAUGCACUUGCAAAAACAGAAAGUGGGCGUGUACAACACAAAACUGCUAUGGCACUUGUGUGAUGUAUGGCGAUGGACAUUACAUCACGUUUGAUGGGAAACGCUUCACAUUUGAUGGAGAAUGUGAUUAUUAUCUCACUGAGGAUGGUGUUGGGGAAGGGAACAGUUCAUUCCACGUCAUCACUGAAAACAAUCGAUGUGGAGCAUCCGGGGCUGCAUGCUCCAAAGCUGUGAGGGUCUUUAUUGAGGGCUAUGAGAUUAAACUGGCAGAGGAUGACGCCCAAGUGAUUAAGCAAAGCAACAAUGCUGAGCUGUAUCAAAUCCACACCAUUGGCAUAUAUCUGGUGAUUGAGACGAGCAAAGUAGUUCUGAUGUGGGAUAAGAAGACAACUGUUAUGAUACGGCUGAGUUCAGAGUUACAGGGCAAGGUACGUGGCCUUUGUGGAAACUACGACGGCAAUGGAAACAAUGAAUUCAUCUCUAGGGCAGGACAAGAAGUCCUCGAUGUUGUGUCAUUCGGGAACAGCUGGAGCUACUCAGCCAACUGUCCAAAGGCAGUGGAAGUUAAAGACCCAUGUGCCGCCGAACCCCACAAGGAGGCUUGGGCACACAAACAGUGCAAUAUCAUCAACAGCAAAGUGUUCGAAGCCUGCCACGUUCUGGUGGACCGCUCCCCAUACUAUGACGCAUGCGUGAGGGACACCUGUGCCUUGGGAGGAGACUGCGGAGGAAACUGCGAGUGCUUUUGCACAACCAUAGCGGCCUACGCUGCAGCAUGCAGAAUUAAGGGAGCCUGCAUCUCAUGGAGGACGCCUAAAGUCUGCCCAAUAUUUUGUGACUACUACAACCAGCCAGAUGGGUGUGAGUGGCACUAUAAACCAUGUAGUCCUCCAUGUCUGAAGACCUGCAGAAACCCCUCAGCGAAAUGCUCAUCCGACAUCCCAAAGAUAGAGGGUUGUUUUCCCAAUUGCCCUAGUGAGAGACCUUUCUUUGAUGAGAAAACCAUGAAGUGUGUCCCGGCGCAUAAGUGUGGCUGCUACGUUAAUGGAACUCAUUAUGGUGAAGAAAAAGAUUUGCCUUCAACUGAACCAUGCCAAACAUGUAUUUGUUCAUCGGGAAAACCUAAAUGCAACUAUAAUGAAACAGCUUGCUACUGUGAAUACAAUGGGAAUAAAUAUCCAUUAAAUUACAUCAUCUACACAACAAAUGACGGAGCAGGAUCCUGUCUCGAAGCUAAGUGUAAAGAGAAUGGAACUAUAAGUCGGAAUAUCUAUACAUGUGUGACAACGACACAGUCUCCACCUUUCACUUUCACCACAAGCUCCACAGUAAGUCCUACCACAACCACAAUCAGCACAACGACAGCUGCCACAACCACAACAACAGCUACCACACUUAGUCCUACCACAACCACCAUCAGCACAACGACAGUCACAACUACGACAACCCCAACAACCACAACAGAGACCACAACUACACCAUCAACAAUCUCUCCAAGCACUCCUAGUGUGAGCACCACAGCUGGCAGGACUACGUCAAGUUGUCAGUCUGAAUUAGUGUGUAAAUGGACCGACUGGAUAGAUAACAGUUAUCCAAAACCUGGACCAAAUGGAGUGGAGAUUGAAACACUGGAAAACAUCACAUGCCAUACUUAUGGAGAAGUCCAGUGUAGGGCCAAGAAGUAUCCAACGUUGACAAUAGAAAACUUGGGUCAAAAUGUGCAAUGUGGUCCUUCAGGAUUAACCUGCAGAAACAAGGAGAAGUCUAACGAUACAUGUCAUAAUUAUGAAAUACGAGUCAGAUGUUGCAUUUGUUUAGGUACAACAACCACAACAGAGACCAGAACUACACCAUCAACAAUCUCUCCAAGCACUCCUACUGUAAGCACAACAACAGUCACAACUAUGACAUCCCCAACAACCACAACAGAGACGACAAAUACACCAUCAACAAUCUCUCCAACCACUCCUACUGUGAGCACAACAGGUGGCACAACAACAACAUCAGGUACCACACUAAGUCCUACCACAACCACCAUCAGCACGACAGUCACAACUACAACACCCCCAACAACCACAACAGAGACCACAACUACACCUGUGAGCACAACAGCUGCCACAACCACUACCGAAGAAACAACUACAACUACUACAACUGGCCCAACAACAACAUCAAGAGAGAGCACAAGUACACUAACAACUACAAGCCCUACAACAACUACAGAAAGUACCACACCAGGCACCACAGCAAGUUCUACCACAAGCACAUCCUCAGUUACAACUACCAGACCAACAACAACACCAGGUACCACACUUAGUCCUACCACAACCACCAUCAGCACAACGACAGUCACAACUACGACAACCCCAACAACUACAACAGAGACCACAACUACACCAUCAACAAUCUCUCCAAGCACUCCUACUGUGAGCACCACAGCAGGCACGACUACGUCAAGUUGUCAGUCUGAAUUAGUGUGUAAAUGGACCGACUGGAUAGAUAACAGUUAUCCAAAACCUGGACCAAAUGGAGUGGAGAUUGAAACACUGGAAAACAUCACAUGCCAUACUUAUGGAGAAGUCCAAUGUAGGGCCAAGAAGUAUCCAACGUUGACAAUAGAAAACUUGGGUCAAAAUGUGCAAUGUGGUCCUUCAGGAUUAACCUGCAGAAACAAGGAGAAGUCUAACGAUACAUGUCAUAAUUAUGAAAUACGAGUCAGAUGUUGCAUUUGUUUAGGUACAACAACCACAACAGAGACCAGAACUACACCAUCAACAAUCUCUCCAAGCACUCCUACUGUAAGCAUAACAACAGUCACAACUACAACAUUUACCGUGAUAACAGGGUCUAUAAAUACAAUUACAUCUAAGGGCCAAGUAGUUGUUACGACAGAGAGCAGCACUACAUCAGUAAAGCCUCUAACAACUACAACAUCUUUGGGUACAACCACAAUAACAUCACCAAGAAAGAGCACAAGUACACUAUCAAGUACUAGUCCUACAACAAGUACAGAAAGUAUCACACCAAGUACCACAGUACGUCCUACCACAAGCACAUCCUCAGUUACAACUACAACAUCCCCAACAACCACAACAGAGACGACAACUACACCAUCAACAAUCUCUCCAAGCACUCCUACUGUAAGCACAACAGCUGCCACAACCACAAUAUCAGGUACCACACUUAGUCCUACCACAACCACCAUCAGCACAACGACAGUCACAACUACGACAACCCCAACAUCCACAACAGAGACCACAACUACACCAUCAACAAUCUCUCAAGGCACUCCUACUGUGAGCACAACAGGUGGCACAACAACAACAUCAAGUACCACACUAAGUCCUACCACAACCACCAUCAGCACGACAGUCACAACUACAACACCCCCAACAACCACAACAGAGACCACAACUACACCAUCAACAAUCUCCCCAAGCACUCCUACUGUGAGCACAACAGCUGCCACAACCACAACCGAAGAAACAACUACAACUACUACAACUGGCCCAACAACAACUCCAAGAGAGAGCACAAGUACAUUAACAACUACAAGCCCUACAACAACUACAGAAAGUACCACACCAGGCACCACAGCAAGUUCUACCACAAGCACAUCCUCAGUUACAACUACCGGACCAACAACAACACCAGGUACCACACUUAGUCCUACCACAACCACCAUCAGCACAACGACAGUCACAACUACGACAACCCCAACAUCCACAACAGAGACCACAACUACACCAUCAACAAUCUCUCCAAGCACUCCUACUGUGAGCACAACAGGUGGCACAACAACAACAUCAGGAACCACACUAAGUCCUACGACAACCACCAUCAGCACGACAGUCACAACUACAACACCCCCAACAACCACAACAGAGACCACAACUACACCAUCAACAAUCUCCCCAAGCACUCCUACUGUGAGCACAACAGCUGCCACAACCGAAGAAACAACUACAACUACUACAACUGGCCCAACAACAACACCAAGAGAGAGCACAAGUACAUUAACAACUACAAGCCCUACAACAACUACAGAAAGUACCACACCAGGCACCACAGCAAGUUCUACCACAAGCACAUCCUCAGUUACAACUACCGGACCAACAACAACACCAGGUACCACACUUAGUCCUACCACAACCACCAUCAGCACAACGACAGUCACAACUACGACAACCCCAACAACCACAACAGAGACCACAACUACACCAUCAACAAUCUCCCCAAGCACUCCUACUGUGAGCACAACAGCUGCCACAACCACAACCGAAGAAACAACUACAACUACUACAACUGGCCCAACAACAACUCCAAGAGAGAGCACAAGUACAUUAACAACUACAAGCCCUACAACAACUACAGAAAGUACCACACCAGGCACCACAGCAAGUUCUACCACAAGCACAUCCUCAGUUACAACUACCGGACCAACAACAACACCAGGUACCACACUUAGUCCUACCACAACCACCAUCAGCACAACGACAGUCACAACUACGACAACCCCAACAUCCACAACAGAGACCACAACUACACCAUCAACAAUCUCUCCAAGCACUCCUACUGUGAGCACAACAGGUGGCACAACAACAACAUCAGGAACCACACUAAGUCCUACGACAACCACCAUCAGCACGACAGUCACAACUACAACACCCCCAACAACCACAACAGAGACCACAACUACACCAUCAACAAUCUCCCCAAGCACUCCUACUGUGAGCACAACAGCUGCCACAACCGAAGAAACAACUACAACUACUACAACUGGCCCAACAACAACACCAAGAGAGAGCACAAGUACAUUAACAACUACAAGCCCUACAACAACUACAGAAAGUACCACACCAGGCACCACAGCAAGUUCUACCACAAGCACAUCCUCAGUUACAACUACCGGACCAACAACAACACCAGGUACCACACUUAGUCCUACCACAACCACCAUCAGCACAACGACAGUCACAACUACGACAACCCCAACAUCCACAACAGAGACCACAACUACACCAUCAACAAUCUCUCAAGGCACUCCUACUGUGAGCACAACAGGUGGCACAACAACAACAUCAGGAACCACACUAAGUCCUACAACAACCACCAUCAGCACGACAGUCACAACUACAACACCCCCAACAACCACAACAGAGACCACAACUACACCAUCAACAAUCUCCCCAAGCACUCCUACUGUGAGCACAACAGCUGCCACAACCACAACCGAAGAAACAACUACAACUACUACAACUGGCCCAACAACAACACCAAGAGAGAGCACAAGUACAUUAACAACUACAAGCCCUACAACAACUACAGAAAGUACCACACCAGGCACCACAGCAAGUUCUACCACAAGCACAUCCUCAGUUACAACUACCAGACCAACAACAACACCAGGUACCACACUUAGUCCUACCACAACCACCAUCAGCACGACAGUCACAACUACAACACCCCCAACAACCACAACAGAGACCACAACUACACCAUCAACAAUCUCCCCAAGCACUCCUACUGUGAGCACAACAGCUGCCACAACCACUACCGAAGAAACAACUACAACUACUACAACUGGCCCAACAACAACACCAAGAGAGAGCACAAGUACACUAACAACUACAAGCCCUACAACAACUACAGAAAGUACCACACCAGGCACCACAGCAAGUUCUACCACAAGCACAUCCUCAGUUACAACUACUGGACCAACAACAACACCAGGUACCACACUUAGUCCUACCACAACCACCAUCAGCACAACGACAGUCACAACUACGACAACCCCAACAACCACAACAGAGACCACAACUACACCAUCAACAAUCUCUCCAAGCACUCCUACUGUGAGCACAACAGGUGGCACAACAACAACACCAGGUACCACACUUAGUCCUACCACAACCACCAUCAGCACAACGACAGUCACAACUACGACAACCCCAACAACCACAACAGAGACCACAACUACACCAUCAACAAUCUCUCCAAGCACUCCUACUGUGAGCACAACAGCUGGCACAACAACAACAUCAGGAACCACACUAAGUCCUACCACAACCACCAUCAGCACGACAGUCACAACUACAACACCCCCAACAACGACAACAGAGACCACAACUACACCAUCAACAAUCUCCCCAAGCACUCCUACUGUGAGCACAACAGCUGCCACAACCACAACCGAAGAAACAACUACAACUACUACAACUGGCCCAACAACAACACCAAGAGAGAGCACAAGUACACUAACAACUACAAGCCCUACAGCAACUACAGAAAGUACCACACCAGGCACCACAGCAAGUUCUACCACAAGCACAUCCUCAGUUACAACUACUGGACCAACAACAACACCAGGUACCACACUUAGUCCUACCACAACCACCAUCAGCACAACGACAGUCACAACUACGACAACCCCAACAACCACAACAGAGACCACAACUACACCAUCAACAAUCUCUCCAAGCACUCCUACUGUGAGCACAACAGGUGGCACAACAACAACAUCAGGAACCACACUAAGUCCUACGACAACCACCAUCAGCACGACAGUCACAACUACAACACCCCCAACAACCACAACAGAGACCACAACUACACCAUCAACAAUCUCCCCAAGCACUCCUACUGUGAGCACAACAGCUGCCACAACCACAACCGAAGAAACAACUACAACUGCUACAACUGGCCCAACAACAACACCAAGAGAGAGCACAAGUACACUAACAACUACAAGCCCUACAGCAACUACAGAAAGUACCACACCAGGCACCACAGCAAGUUCUACCACAAGCACAUCCUCAGUUACAACUACUGGACCAACAACAACACCAGGUACCACACUUAGUCCUACCACAACCACCAUCAGCACAACGACAGUCACAACUACGACAACCCCAACAACCACAACAGAGACCACAACUACACCAUCAACAAUCUCUCCAAGCACUCCUACUGUGAGCACAACAGCUGCCACAACCACUACCGAAGAAACAACUACAACUACUACAACUGGCCCAACAACAACACCAAGAGAGAGCACAAGUACACUAACAACUACAAGCCCUACAACAACUACAGAAAGUACCACACCAGGCACCACAGCAAGUUCUACCACAAGCACAUCCUCAGUUACAACUACCGGACCAACAACAACACCAGGUACCACACUUAGUCCUACCACAACCACCAUCAGCACAACGACAGUCACAACUACGACAACCCCAACAACCACAACAGAGACCACAACUACACCAUCAACAAUCUCUCCAAGCACUCCUACUGUGAGCACAACAGGUGGCACAACAACAACAUCAGGAACCACACUAAGUCCUACCACAACCACCAUCAGCACGGCAGUCACAACUACAACACCCCCAACAACCACAACAGAGACCACAACUACACCAUCAACAAUCUCUCCAAGCACUCCUACUGUGAGCACAACAGGUGGCACAACAACAACAUCAGGAACCACACUAAGUCCUACCACAACCACCAUCAGCACGACAGUCACAACUACAACACCCCCAACAACCACAACAGAGACCACAACUACACCAUCAACAAUCUCUCCAAGCACUCCUACCACAAUCACCUACCACAGCCCUACCACAAUCACCAUCAGCACAACAGCUGGCACAACCACAUCAGAAGAAACAACCACAACUACUACAACUGGCCCAACAACUACAACACAAAGAACAACAACACCAAAACUUCCACCAACUACAACAACUUUUAGCACAACCACAUCUCCAUUAGAGAGCACAAGCACAUUAACAGCAACUAGCCCUACUUUGAGCACAACACCUCCAAGAGAAACAACAAUCACAACCACUACAGCUACAUCCACAGUGAGUGCGUCCACAUCAACAUCAACCAAAGCAACCACAGUGGAAGCCACCACGAAAUGCUUCUGUCAGUACGGAUCCAAUUAUUAUCUACCAGGUUCUUACCUGUAUAACAAAACGGAUGAGGGAGGCUGGUGUUAUACUGCAUAUUGCAAUUAUUCAUGUCAAGUUGAGAAAGAGACAAGACCAUGCCCUUCCACUGCUCCUCCUACCGUUUCAACACCUAGCAAACCUUGCAUAGAUGUGAAAAAGAAGCAUGGAGACACGUGGAGUGAAAAUUGCACCACAUACACCUGUGUGAAUGGUGAAGUGUCCUCCAAACCUGUUCAAUGCAACCCCAAGUCCCCAGAGAAACCGCAGUGUGAAAACCAGUACACGCCUGUGAAGGUCUACGAUAAGAGUGGCUGCUGUUACCACUAUGAGUGUCAAUGUACAUGUACUGGAUGGGCAGGUCCUCACUAUGAAACCUUUGAUGGGAAAUAUUAUGCUUUCCAAGGAAACUGCACUUAUGUUUUAGUCCAAGAGAUAAUACAAAAGUACAAUUUCAGCGUUCAUAUCAAGAAGAGCUACUGCGAUGACUUAAGCAAUUCUGCCUGCAAGCAGUAUUUAACCAUUUAUUACAAGUCAUACAAGGUCCUGUUUGACCAGCAAGGAAAUACAACUGUCAACAUGGUACAUGUAAAUGGAAGAAGAGUGUACCCCACUUUCACUAAUGGAGAUUUCAACAUAACAAGCACAGGGAUAGAUAUGCGAAUGCAUAUCUCUGAGAUUAAAACAACAGUGGUUUUCAAGGGCUCUAAUUUUAUCAUCAAUCUGCCCGAGUCACUCUUCCAUGGCAACACGGAGGGCCAGUGUGGAAACUGUGACAACAACAGCGCCAAUGACUGCAAACUUCCCGACGGCCAGACCAAACCGUCAUGCAACAAGACUGCUGAGAGCUGGGCAGUCAACGGCACAUGCAUCCCUGGCCCUCCUACCACUCCGCCUCCCUCUCCGCCCCCUACCCAACAGCCCUGCAUUCCUGAUAUCUGUGAGAUCAUUACAAGCAAGGUUUUUGAAAAGUGUCGGGAGGUUGUGGGAUACAAGAUGUACUACGAGGCCUGCCUUGGCACUAAUUGCGACUCAGCCUGCAGUAGUCUGCAAGCUUUUGCUGACCACUGUGCAUAUGAGUCACAAUGUGUCGAAUGGAGGAACCUUACCAAAGGGCACUGUGAGUAUAAAUGUCAAGACAAUAAAGUGUACAAGUCCUGUGGAACUACACUACCACGAACAUGUCAAAGUUGUGCAGAGGAGCCAGACUGUGGGAAGGAAAGUGAUUCAUCAUUGUGUUCCACCAAUAAAGCAGAAGGUUGUUACUGCGCUGAAGGAGAAGUUCUCUUCAGUCCAUACUCAGAUGAGUGUGUACCAAGCUCCUGUGAGGUUUGCACAGGCCCUGAUGGCACGGCCAAAAAGCCUGGCGACAAAUGGCGUUAUGGGUGUAAGGAGUGUGAGUGCAGCAACUUCUCCUACACCACUGAGUGCUGGGAUAUCGAGUGCAAUCCUCAAACAAUUGCCUGUCCAUUGGGCCAGAGGGUAGUUAAUAAGACUGUGGACUGUUGCAUGGAGUAUGAAUGUGAACCUAAAGACGUUUGUGUUUAUGACAACACAGAACGCCAGCCUGGUGAGAAAUGGUCAUCUUCCGAUGACAAGUGUGUGAAAUACAGCUGCGUUAAACAAAAUGAUCAGUUUGUGGUUGUGGAGGUCAUAACUACCUGUCCUAGGUUCAACCCUGAAGACUGCAUACCCGGUACCGAGCGCACUGAUGCAGCUGGAUGCUGCAAAAUCUGCACUCCAAAGAGCUGCAAAGUCUCAAAGAAGCAGGCCUAUCUGGAGAUCAGUAACUGUAACUCCACCACUCCUGUGGAACUCACCACCUGUUCGGGGGCCUGUGCCACAUCCUCCAAGUACUCGAUGGAGAUGAACACGAUAAUGCAUAGCUGCGCUUGCUGUGUGGAACAGAAAACAAGUCAAAGAGAGACUGAGAUGCGCUGCACCAACGGGACAACCAUCACUCAGUCCUAUGUUUACAUCGAAGAGUGUGGCUGCGAGACACAAAAGUGUGAAGACAAAAAAGAUUAAUGAAAUUCUAUUAACAUUUUCAACCUUUCCCUGAACAAUCAUAAGUGAGAUGUAUCAAUCCAACCUAAGAUAUGUCCAACAGGACAGGAACUAUUAAUGAAGUGACUAUUCUAUUAUUCCAAUAUAUCUCUCAUUCUCUGUUACAAGGGGUCUAUCUCUUUAAAAUAUUAAUUAAUGGAGAACUCUUAGAUUUAAGGUAUUCAUAGGAACUAAUCAAAGAAAGUUGAACUUUUUGUUGAACUGAUGAACAUUUUCUUGAAUUGCCCAUGAAGAAAACAUGGGUAUAAUCAAAACCAUUUCCUUGUUUUCCCCAUGCAUGCAUGCCACUAGAGUAUACUGUUCUCAAAACUACCUAAUUCAUCUGGCAUUUGUCUUCAUAUAUGUUUAAAUUGUACUUGCAUGUGUCCUUAAGUAUGUUACUGUGAUGUAUGCUUUGAUUUAUAUUCAUCAGUUAUUAAAAAAUAUAUUAACAGCA
Messenger RNA from Alosa sapidissima (American shad), 12973 nucleotides. RefSeq names its product mucin-2-like. Bases 1 to 12498 code for a protein of 4165 amino acids. The transcript is spliced from 50 exons. The record is from RefSeq and is a predicted model, not a curated record. Gene Ontology annotation, cellular component: extracellular matrix. Lineage: Eukaryota; Metazoa; Chordata; Actinopteri; Clupeiformes; Clupeidae. Gene Ontology annotation, molecular function: protein binding.